AUAGAAAAAGAUCUGACACCUCCACCGAAACAAGAGCUCCCUCCGUCUCCUCCCGAUCCACCCGAAGAACCUGUAAAGGAAGUUAUUCCCGCCCCUGAACCGGAACCAAGGAAACCCGUCUCACUUCCAACCAAGGAAAAAGAGUCUAAGCCCAAGGUUAAUCCUCCGAAGAAGAACCGAAGAGCGAAGCUUCCUAAGCGGGUGAGGAAAGAAGUCAAACCCCUUGGUGUGGCAGCGCCUAUGCCAGUCAGGCCACCGCCAUCGGAUCCUUGGGAAAUGCCUGACACUGGGCCACGAGUUGCGGACAUUGCUGUGCCUGCGUUCCCGGUACCUGCCCCCGUAGAACCACAACUCCCACCUCUUCCCGAGAUCACUGUACCUCAACCAGCCCCGAAGCCAGUCGAGGAACCCGUUCCUGAGCCCCGGAAACGACCUAUGCCCCUGCCCCAGAAGCCCGAGCCAAUCAUGUGGAGGAGACGGCCGGAAUACAAACCUAAGAAGAAAAAAUGGAGGAAGGUUGAAGCUGGUAACCCCCCUAGCAGCCCGGACCCAGCCUUGAGGGAUCCACUCGACUAUCUUGCCAAGUACUGCAUUGUCCACAAAGAACGUGUGCCACAUUACCAGCGUGUCUUCAACACCCAACUCCGGAGUACGGGGAUCAACGUUGAAGAUCGUACGUUAAGGCAAUGGAUGAACACGGCGUCUUCGGACAGGGCAGCGGGUGACCACGACAUUGACGACCAGUCGGAGACGGGGUCGAUGACCACGGAGCAGUCAUCUGGAUACGGAAGUGCAAUAGUGAGGCCAGGCGAGGUCAAUCUCGGGUUCAAGAGUGACUUGGAAGAGUUUAGUGCUACCUUUAAGACCACACCCAUGGAGGUCAAUGAAGACGACUAUGUUAGUCCGAUGAAACUGGACGAUGUCGAGGAUGGAGGCGUUAAAGGCGAUGUCAAAGAUGACGAUGUUGACAGUGGUAGAGCUGAUAGUGCCUCAAGCGACGACCCGCAGAGGAUGUUGAAAGCAAAGAUUGCAUCCUAUGGAAUCAAUGACAAGUUUGACGUCGAAGAAAAACUGGAUAGGAGCCGCUUUAUGCUUGAGAGACAAGAACAGAAGGUGGCCACUUUGAAGGAGAAAGUUUCGUACUUAGAAACUUCUCGGAACAAGGCGAUCGCGGAUAUUGCAAGAAACGAGUUCCUCGAGAUCUUCCGCUUUGACUGGGACCCAGAUGCUGCAGCAGCAGCAGAGGCGAAGAAGAAGAAGGAUAAAAAGUCAAAGAAGAAAAAGAAAGACAAAGCAUCAAAGACAUCAGGACCAAAAAGUGUGGUAAUUGAUCAAGCAGAUACAACGUCAGCUUCACCACCACUGUCAUCUUCAUCGUCAACCAAACCAAUAGAAACAGAAACAACGAAAAUUGGCAGUUUGGGAUUCCCUAUCCUGAAAAAUGGGACCGACGAGUGGGUCUUGAGCAGAAUGACCGAAAAACAGGUUGCCAUGGCCGAGACUGAUGCUGAGGUUUGCAGACUCACCGUUAGUAAACAAAUCACGGAGGAGAGACUGGAAGCAGCGAAUAAACAAAUCAAAGAACUAGAAGGUGAAAAGAAGAUGUUGGAAAAUCUUGAAACGAGGAUGAAAGAGAAUGAAUCAUCCGAUCGGAUGGCAUCCAAACCAGAGUUUAGAAGGAAACAGAGCACUCUCUUUAAUAUGAUGAACCAAGAACAGCCGUUCGAAAUCGAGACGGCCAAUGUGGAAAGUCUGUUGCAGAGAGUCAAUAGUCAUUUGAUAUCGGAAAAGGAAUGCCAAUAUGUGUACCACGUUCUUGAUUUACCUCAGCGUCAUCGAAUCGAUUUUAAGCUCUUUACAAUCGUUGCAGCUUUGUCCGAGAAAAUAUCAAGGCUAGACCCCUUUAUCAAGAAGCUGAUCAACAAGAUCAACUUUGAGGCUCUAAAUGUGAAGAUGGAUCGAGCGAAGGAGUUGUUCUAUCUCCUGGAAGAUGAAGAGGAGCAUGGUUUUCCUGGUGAGGUUCCCGUCAAGAACCUUCAGGUUGAGCUGGAGGCAGGUGGCCUCCGGAAAGAGCAUGUUGAUUUGGUGAUGACAAAGUUCACUCGAGAAGGGAAAGCAACGGUGGACUUUCUGGACUUCUUGACCUAUAUCCCUCUCUUCAUCGACCUACAUGAAAACAUUGUCUCAGAUCCUCUCUACGCUACCAAGGACCUGUGACGAGGGUACCUACAGCGAGUCAUUCACAUCAAUUAGACGUGCGAUGGACUGGUCAGGGGAGUGUUUUAUCAACAUUUUUGUCCGACAAGUUGUCAGAUCUGACAACUUUCCUCGAUGUAUAUUGGCUAAGAAUCGGUGUUACUAUGGUAACUGUAAGAUAAAGUGGGACUUGUCGGAUAAAACUUCAGACAGCCCCUUUCACCAGUCACGAAGGGCUUCCCAGAGGAAUGCAAGAUGACGAGGAUGCACAUCAAGUCGCUCGAAAACCAAAGCCGAAGGUUGCAGGAGUUGGAUGGGAUUGUAUCCCACUGCUGCCACAACAAUUCCUUGAAGAACAAGGAAACUAAUAACAACAGAGAAGAAACUUUUAAUCACUAAGAGGGACUUCCUUUCUAGCGCUACUAGUGAAUCUCCAAGAAUUACAACAAAAAUAUUCAGUCUAUUUAGAGUCCAUUAAUUGAUUUGAAAUUCAACUCUGUACAGAUUUCCAUUCCCAAGACAAAGUGUGUUCGUCUAAAUAUGAAACAAUAAAGUCUGUUAAAUGUAUGUGCUAUCAUUGUCAUAAUUGUACAUAAUAGUAUGAUACAUAUUUUUAUUUAGGCAUUUUGUAAAUUGCUGAACAAUAUGAGCGAAAUAAAUUGCAUUAUCAAGUAUUUUAACAUUUAUUUUUGGGGGAUUUCACAAUCAAUCUUCGAUACUUCUUUCUUUUGUUGUAAGAGCUACUGGCAUGACUAAGAUGUUUUUAUUAUGCCGUCCAACAAAUUUAACAUUAAAGUUAUUUAACAAAUAAUGCAGUAUUAUUCUUCACUAAUACGAAUCCAGCAUUAGUAGUAUUGAUAAAAUUUUAUUGUGUUCUGUCUAGUGCUAGUGUCUACUUUAAAUGAUAUUUAAAUAAGUGUGUGCAUUAAAUGCCUUGUAGCAAACAUACUCUUUGCUAUUUUCUAUGUUAAAUUUGAAUUCGAUUACUAAUAGCAUACUCACAUUGUACUCAAUCUAUGACAAUCAAGUAGUGUUUGUAGCUUUGGUUUAGUACACUAGGUUUCCUGUAAA
Lytechinus variegatus (green sea urchin) is the source of this 3267-nucleotide messenger RNA. RefSeq lists its product as uncharacterized. The coding region runs from base 241 to 2217 and encodes 658 amino acids. The transcript is spliced from 14 exons. Lineage: Eukaryota; Metazoa; Echinodermata; Echinoidea; Temnopleuroida; Toxopneustidae. The record is from RefSeq and is a predicted model, not a curated record.